This is a messenger RNA of Pedinophyceae sp. YPF-701, 372 nucleotides long. Lineage: Eukaryota; Viridiplantae; Chlorophyta; Pedinophyceae. The record is from the annotation of a GenBank genome assembly.
AUGUCGUCGUCGCGCGACUACCUCUUCUGCCCCCUCUCGGGGGACCUCCUCGAGUUCGACUCCGCGAACGGCGUCGCGCGGUGCCCGAUGUGUAGCUUCAUGAAGGACCUCUCAGAGUUCGAGGGGAUCAAGGUGACCAGUGAGACUGACAUGGACGACUUCCGGCGGCGGUACGGCAUCAAGUGCCUCGCGGACGCGGGCGCGGACACGGGGGAGGUCAAGCGCGGGCGGCAGACGACGGACGAGGACUGCGUCAACUGCGGCCACCGGGGGCUGGAGUUUUACACCAUGCAACUGCGCUCGGCAGACGAGGGGCAGACGGUGUUCUACGAGUGCCCGAAGUGCAAGCACAAGUGGAGCCAGAACAACUAG